AACCGGAAGUGGUAGGCAAACUCGCAGAUAAUCGACACCAGAAACAAGGAAAGUUGGCGCAUUGCAUGUCAGUUGCGUGGUUUGUCAAUGUUUUCUUAGUGACCACGAUGACAAAUGAAGGAAAAGGAAAUCAACAGUUUUAUAUUUGCAGCUGUUUUAGGACAGACAACAUUUUCCUCGAAGACUACAAACUUCAUGUUCGCUUUAUGACGGAAGAGCAGUUCAGACGAGACUAUGAAGCCCUCCUGAAGAGGCUUGGCUGCGUUACCGAGCAACAGUUUGAGGAUGUCCUUCACAAGAUUUCCCAGGAAGUGGACAGGCGAAUGUGUCUUGCUGCAUCAUCUGCUGAGAGAGCUGCUACCAUAAAGGACACAUACCGGCCUCUACAUCCUCAUGUGUACCAUCUGGAGGAGAGGUUCCUUGCGCCAGAGUUCAAGCAUAUAGUUAAAUUUUGUCAGAGUCGAAAUGUCACAUCUCAAAGUCUUUGUGACUUGUUGGAAAAAGAAACAGCUGCCAGGGUCUACCGCUUCCCAGUGUUCACCAAAAGCUUCUGCGACGAUCUGAUGGACGAGCUGGAGCACUUUGAGCGUUCCGCAGCACCUAAAGGUCGACCCAACACCAUGAACAACUAUGGGAUUCUUCUAAACGAACUUUGCUUUGAUGAAGGCUUUGUCACACCUCUUCGUCAGCAGUACCUACACUCACUCACAACUGUGCUCUACCCAGAUUGUGGAGGCCACAGUCUGGAUAGUCACAAAGCCUUUGUUGUCAAAUACGACAUAAACGAAGACCUGGACCUCAGCUACCACUUUGAUAACGCGGAGGUCACGCUCAAUGUCUCCUUGGGCAGGGACUUCACAGAGGGAAACCUUUACUUUGGUGAUAUGAGACAGGUGCCUUUAAAUGAGACAGAGUGUUCAGAGAUUGAACACAGAGCAGGCGAGGGCAUUCUUCACCGGGGCCAACACAUGCACGGCGCCCUGCCUAUCUCCUCGGGUCAGCGUUGGAACCUCAUCAUCUGGAUGAGGUCCUCCCAGGAGCGCAAUAAACUUUGCCCGAUGUGCGAUAGGAGGCCAGUCCUGGUAGAAGGGGAGGGCUUUGCGGAUGGAUUCACCAAACAACCCACUCUGCUGCUUGGUGACUUCUGUCAACUCACCUGACAUAUGCCGAGGGCACCACAUGUCUGACAGGGAGUGUGUCCGUUCCAAUAAUGACAUGAGGCCAUUUCUUUCCGAGGUGCCACUCAUCCACUGGUGAUUCAAGUGGGUAGCAAAGUUGAUGUGCCAUAAAGAUGUCGUGUCGCUGGUAGAAAUUAUGUUUCUUAGUUUAAUUCAAAGGACUUUUAGUCCACUUAUUUAAUAGGAUAUGACAUAUGGCAUGUUGAGAAUGUACGCAGAACGCUAUUAUGUCACCACCUUCAGGAACGUAGUGGGCACAUGGUUGUCUCGUAUUUUGACAAGAUUUUUCCAGGAAACUGAUCUGCAAACUCCAGAAUAAUGAUCCUCAUGUACUCUAGUGUGUUCAGUCAUGUAGCACAAGGUGUGUAGAUACUUGUUACGUGACAAUGGGUUACCAUAUUAGCAUGCUAAAGGCAUGGCUCCAGUAGGCCGUUGUGCAUGUGCUGUAAUCCAAAGAUACUAGAAACAAUCCAUUUUAGAAUACUGUAAUUUUAAUGUAAUAUUUAAAUUGAGAAACAGGUAGGCAUUUUGACACAUUUUUCAAAUGGGCCUGCUCAUGGUUAAGUUGUUCAUUUCUCACAACGAAAACCGAAACCUGUACUCUACAACCUGCUUAAUAAAAACCUCAAGGACAUCAA
Syngnathus typhle (broad-nosed pipefish) is the source of this 1816-nucleotide messenger RNA. RefSeq names its product 2-oxoglutarate and iron-dependent oxygenase domain containing 2 (gene ogfod2). The transcript is spliced from 7 exons. The record is from RefSeq and is a predicted model, not a curated record. Lineage: Eukaryota; Metazoa; Chordata; Actinopteri; Syngnathiformes; Syngnathidae. Bases 66 to 1160 code for a protein of 364 amino acids. Gene Ontology annotation, molecular function: oxidoreductase activity, acting on paired donors, with incorporation or reduction of molecular oxygen; L-ascorbic acid binding; iron ion binding.